AUGCCUCGAAGUCAGAAGAAUAGACGCCGUGGUCGGAAAAAACGUAAUAAGACUGUGGAAAAAACUAAAGAGCAGGUGGAUGCUCGGGCUACUGUAUCAAAGGAACAUGAGUAUCCUUCUUCCUCCUCUACUAGCAACAAGGGAAUUCCCCAUGGACCAGUUGCAGAGAAAUCCACCAAUAAGCAAAGUCCUAAGGUUACCUUCUCCUCAACCACUAAGGCUACAGUUAGUGUAGGCACAAAAUCCAAUGAAGAAAAAAAAAGCAGUGUGAAGGAGAAGGUAAAACACAUCCAAAAAAUCACUAGGAAGUACACCAAAGACACCAUCGAUGAAAUGGUAGUGACAUUAGUGCAUUACAUGCUGCACAAGUAUCAAAUGAAGGAGUCCAUUACAAAGGCAAACAUACUGAGAAAUAUAAACCAAGCUCAUAAGAACCACAUUCCUGAGAUUCUAAAUAGAGUUUUUGAGCACAUUGAGUUAGUGUUUGGCCUUGACAUUAAGGAAGCAGAGCCCAAUAAGCAGAUCUAUAUCUUAGUCAACAAACUGAAAACAUGCUCUGACAAAAGGUUGGCUGAUGGCAGGGUUGUGCCCCUGUCUGGCCUGUUGAUGACUCUCCUGGGUGUAAUUUUCACAAAAGGCAACUGUGCUACUGAGGAGCAAAUCUGGCAAGUGCUAAAUCGGAUGGGGUUCUAUGAUGGGAAGAAACAUUUCCUUUUUGGUGAACCUAGGAAGCUUAUCACCCGUAGAUUUGUAAAGGAACGAUAUCUGGAAUAUGAGCAGGUAGCUAACAGUGAUCCUCCACGUUACCAAUUCCUGUGGGGCCCAAAAGCCCAUGCUGAAACCACCAAGAUGAAGGUCCUUGAGUUUUUGUCCAAACUCCAUGAAACUAUUCCUAUUGCCUUCCCAUCCUUAUAUGAGGAAGCACUGAUAGAUCAAGAAGAAAGAUCCAAAUCUGAAGGUGCAGCCAAGGAUUGUACUGUUCCUAAGAUCAAAACAUGUUGCAAGACAAAAUCCAGACUCUCCACCCAGCCCCGCUAA
Molecule: messenger RNA, 1038 nt
Organism: Dipodomys ordii (Ord's kangaroo rat)
Lineage: Eukaryota; Metazoa; Chordata; Mammalia; Rodentia; Heteromyidae
Product: melanoma-associated antigen B10-like
Exons: 1
Coding region: 1-1038 (345 amino acids)
Biological process (GO): negative regulation of transcription by RNA polymerase II
Cellular component (GO): nucleus
Source: RefSeq, a predicted model, not a curated record